UCAUGAUUCAUUACGUGCGUGCUGUGCGUGCUGCGUGAAAGCCUGUGCUGUGCUGUGUUUGUGAUAACUACGCUACAGUUACUUGCUCUGUUUGAAAGCAGACUUUUUUUCAGGAAGCUAAAUAUUAAGUGUUUUUUUCUCAAAUCUGUAAUAUAAUAGUGCAUCUAAACGAUCUAAACAGUCAAAAAUAUCAAGUUGUUUACAGCAAUUUCAUCGUUAAAUUAAAUAGCUCAGACGCACGUAUAUAAUAAGUAUUGAACGUAAUAAUCGACGACGCAUAAUGGAGCUGCCACAUCUUGGAGAACACUGUUCUGAGAAAUAUUGCAACAAAUUGGAUUUUCUUCCCAUGAAAUGCGACGCUUGCGGUUCAAUUUACUGUUCGGAUCACUUUAGCUAUCGGGCACAUUCAUGUCCUUCUGCCUACAAAAAGGACGUGCAGGUACCAAUUUGUCCAUUAUGUAGUGAACCUGUUCCUACUCCUAGAGAUGUAUCACCAGAUAUAACUGUAGGGGCUCAUAUUGAUCAGUUUUGCAAAUCAGACAAGAAAAAAAUAUACACUAAUCGUUGCUCGUAUAAAAACUGCAAGAAAAAGGAACUGAUUCCAGUUUCGUGCACGGUUUGUAAGCGAAACUAUUGCCUUAAACACCGCCAUACAACAGAUCAUGAAUGUUCGGGAAGUGCAGACCCGCAACUAGCCCGACGUAACAUAGUAGGACAAGCAGCACUUCAAAGGCGACAACUGAAGCAGACGAAUAGUAUCUCAAGUACGUUAACUAACCAGCGUGCAGGGGAUAGUAGCAAACAUCUAGAAGCGGUUCAGGGUAGCAUGUCGGAGGAUGAGGCAUUAGCGCGAGCUUUAGCUUUAUCAAUGCAGGAAGAGGAAGAUGAACGCACUCGAGCUGCACGAAAUGAAGCCAGCAAUAGCAACCAACGAGGAAUUCCGGUUGGUGGAAACAGCAACAAGGAUAAGUGCAAUCUGUCAUGAUUGGUGCUUUGCUUACUCACUGGGACGACAAUCUAGAAAUGCUUUUAUUCACUUAUAUUACAAUGUUUUAUUAAUGUGUAUACACCGUAAAAUAUGGCUUUAUGCAAUAAUACCUAUGUAUAUUCGGAAAGGAUUCAGUGUGAUUUGAUCGCUAAAUAAAAAUG
This is a messenger RNA of Sabethes cyaneus, 1149 nucleotides long. Its product is annotated as AN1-type zinc finger protein 2A. The record is from RefSeq and is a predicted model, not a curated record. Gene Ontology annotation, cellular component: cytoplasm; endoplasmic reticulum. NCBI's taxonomy places the organism in Eukaryota, Metazoa, Arthropoda, Insecta, Diptera, Culicidae. The coding region runs from base 281 to 985 and encodes 234 amino acids. The transcript has 3 exons. Gene Ontology annotation, molecular function: zinc ion binding. Gene Ontology annotation, biological process: proteasome-mediated ubiquitin-dependent protein catabolic process; protein targeting to ER.